AUGAACACAGCCCUCAGGACUUCAUAUCAUUUUUUGAAGAGUCCCGUGUGGGUGAACAAGUACGGCGGGGUGCCUCAACGGACUCUCAUGACAAUCGAGAGUGUCCAGUACACUGCACAUGCUACUGCUUCAGGCAAGGGACGAGACGGGCAAGUCACAUCUGACGAUGACGACGGCAUUCAAUUGCGCCUCGCCAAGCCAAAAUCUCUCGGUGGUAAGGGCGAUGGCCAAAAUCCCGAGCAGCUGUUCGCCAUGGGAUAUGCAGCCUGCUUUCUGACUUCGCUCCAGCUCGCGGCGGGAAAAAUGAAUAAGUCUGACGCAGUCCGGGGCGCAAAGGUACAUACCGAGGUGCAUAUCGGAAAUGCGAAGGAAGUCGAGGGGUAUGGCCUUUCUGUUAAUAUCAAGGUCGAGGGCGUUCAUGACCAGGAUCUCAUCGAUGCUGGACAUCAGACGUGUCCUUACAGCCGUGCACUGGAGCACGGAGCCGUGGUGAACGUGUCUAAAUUGUAG
This is a messenger RNA of Heterobasidion irregulare TC 32-1, 510 nucleotides long. RefSeq lists its product as uncharacterized. Bases 1 to 510 code for a protein of 169 amino acids. Gene Ontology annotation, biological process: response to oxidative stress. The transcript has 4 exons. Lineage: Eukaryota; Fungi; Basidiomycota; Agaricomycetes; Russulales; Bondarzewiaceae. The record is from RefSeq and is a predicted model, not a curated record.